Acanthaster planci (crown-of-thorns starfish) is the source of this 3511-nucleotide messenger RNA. It is a transcript of the gene pdia4, whose product is annotated as protein disulfide isomerase family A member 4. Gene Ontology annotation, cellular component: cell surface; endoplasmic reticulum. Gene Ontology annotation, biological process: response to endoplasmic reticulum stress; protein folding. NCBI's taxonomy places the organism in Eukaryota, Metazoa, Echinodermata, Asteroidea, Valvatida, Acanthasteridae. Gene Ontology annotation, molecular function: protein disulfide isomerase activity. The record is from RefSeq and is a predicted model, not a curated record.
UUUCCCGCAUGUGUGUACAUUUUCAAUUUGUACACUUCGUAGGCUUACGUGUUGUAGCCAAAAUGCUUCCCCGAAACCUGCUGUAUUUCGUCGCCCUUUUGGGGCUCCUUGUCGUUUUUUGUCCUACUAUCCGGAGCGACGACGAUGAAGCUCCAGUGGAAGUGGAUCAGGUCACGGAUGAUGAUUUGAAUCUAGGAGAGACAGUCAUUUUGGAUGAGGACACUCUCAUGGAUGAUGAGGAUGACAAUGACGAUGAUGACGAUAUGCCAGAGGUGACAGAAGAAGAUGGAGUCCUUGUACUCACAAAGGACAACUUUGAUGAUGUUGUCAUGAAAAAGGACAUCAUUUUGGUGGAGUUUUACGCCCCAUGGUGCGGUCACUGCAAGAAUCUGGCCCCAGAGUACGCUAAGGCAGCCCAGACACUGAAGAAGGCAGACCCUCCUGUCCCGCUGGCGAAGGUUGAUGCCACUGUGGACAGUGACCUGGCGCAGCGAUACGAAGUGUCAGGAUACCCGACCCUCAAAAUAUUCAGGAAGGGGGAAGUUUCCAACUAUGAGGGGCCCAGGGAUGAGUCAGGUAUUGUGAAAUACAUGAAAGAGCAGUCAGAUCCCAACUGGGAGCCCCCACCAGAAGCAGUGAUAACUCUGACCUCUGAGGACUUUGAUGACACAGUCAAUGAGGCUGAGCUCAUCCUUGUAGAGUUCUACGCCCCUUGGUGUGGCCAUUGCAAAAGGCUGGCUCCGGAGCUGGAGGCUGCGGCAGGUGUCCUGAAGGACGAUGACCCUCCAAUUCCCAUCGCCAAAGUGGACGCCACAGCAGAGAAGGACUUGGCCACGCGGUUCGGCGUGACCGGCUACCCAACCCUCUUCAUCUUCCGGAAGGGGGAGAAAUACGAGUACAAGGGUCCCAGGGAGAAGAGAGGAAUCUUGGACUACAUGAGGAAGCAAGCUGGAGAUAGCUCUGAGCAUCUGACUUCUUCCAGGGCCCUCAAGCAGUUCCUGGAGUUUCAAGAUGACAUCAGCAUUGUCGGCUUCUUCAAGACAGAGGAGGAGAAUCUGUACAAGGCUUACUUGGAGGCAGGUAAUGACUUGAGGGAAGACUACCGCUUCGGUCACACUUUUGACCACCAGUUGAUGAACCAGUACAAGGUCAACCCCAACUCCAUUGUCAUCUUCAUGCCAGAGAGGUUCCAGUCCAAGUACGAACCUAAGAGACACGUCUUUGACAAGGCUGAUGCAUCUGCUGCCGAGAUCCAGAGCUUUUACAGCGACAAUAACAGCCCCCUGGUGGGUCACAUGACCAAGGAAAACAUGGACAAGCGAUACAAAGAUAGACCGCUGUUAGUGGCAUACUACGAUGUGGACUGGAGCUUUGAGCACAGAAAAAAAACAGAGAUUUGGCGUCAGAAGAUCCUAGCUGUGGCCAAAGACAAAGAGUACAAAGAUGUCACAUUUGCUGUCGCUCAGGAAGAGGAGUUUGAGGACCAGCUCAAGGACUUGGAAUUGGAUGACAGUGGGGAAGAGAUUAACGUGGGCCUGUUUGCCGACGGGAAGAAAUACAGGAUGGAGCCAGACGAAGACUUUGACUUGGACGUUCUGCGCGAUUUCCUGAAAGCCUGGAGGAAAGGCAAACUCCAGCCUGUCAUCAAGUCGCAACCUGUCCCCAGGAAGCAAACAGGACCUGUCACCGUCCUGGUGGGCAAGACCUUCGACAAGGUGGUGCGGGACGAGCGGAAGGACGUGCUGGUGGAGCUGUAUGCACCCUGGUGCGGCCACUGUAAGAAGCUGGAGCCCACAUACAAGAAGCUUGCUAAGAAGUACAAGGACCGCCACAGCGUCGUUGUGGCCAAGAUGGACGCCACAGCCAAUGACACGCCAACCGAUUACAGUGCUGCGGGCUUCCCGACCAUCUACUUAGCCAGAGCUGACGAUAAAAAGAACCCGGUCAAGUUCGAAGGGGGGGACCGAUCCCUUGAAGCACUGAGUAAAUUCAUUGAGGACAAUGCCUCCACGCUGAAGGCAAAGAAAGCAAAGGAGGAGCUUUAAUAGUAAAUUUUUCUAAAGCCAAACUUUAAAUCCUUUUUUGUCUUCAAAGUUAGGGACAGCUUUUAAAUUUAACUUGUAAUUUGUACUAUCUGUUAUGAUGUUUAAGAGAUAUAUAUGUUAAAAAAUAUGGUUUGGAAUUUGCAGAUUGUCAAGGUUGGUACAUUGGAAGGCAAUUUACUGCCUUUAUUCUCCUUUACCUCAUCAUGUGUUCUUGCUUGCCGUGUCGAUGGCUGUGCCUUUGAUCAUUCAAGUCAAUUAAAUAGUCACCUUGGCAGAAAAAUGUUUGACGAGAAUUUUGCGGCCCGAUUUAGCAAGAGUGUUCACCAGUAAUUGGAAACAAGGGUACAGAAGAGAAGCAUGCCGUAAAGAUGAAAAGUAAAACCUAGGAUGUUGAAGCAUCUGAGAAGUGUUACAAUCCAAACGUCUCCAAACUCUUAUCGAACUUUGGUCAUUGCAAGGUGCAACAAGAUCAGACGAGAAGAAACUGUACCAGGAAAAAAUGAAUGAUAGGACGCUCAAAAAUCCUGCCCCUAACCUCUCUCCAUCAGUAUUUAUACACUUUUAAGACAUUAUCUCAAAGUAAACAAUUACAUCUCCAGAAGUCACAAUAUUCUAGAAAAAAGCUGACCCCCUCCGUGAAUGGUGCAUGUGUAUGUAAGAACAAAACUUUCCUGUAUUUUCUUUGACCUGUAGAGACUCUUGAAUUCUGAUGUAUGCUAAGGUCAAAAGGUCAGACCCAUGCAUCGCAUGCUUGCAUACAGUUGUACAGGUUAACUCUGUGUAGGGUGUGAAGACAAGGAUUUGUAACGAGAUAGCGCUUUCUUAGGCCCUUAAAUGGUCAUUGCUCUGAGUAACACCACAUUUUGCUUUCAGCUUCUGUGCUUUGACAAGACUUCAUGUAGCUUGCCCAGUGUCUGCAAUUCUGUGCCAUCAAAACUGCAAUAUUUUGAUACUUAAGACAGAUUUAAAAGUUGUCAUUGAAUGGUAUGAACUGUACAUCUCACUUUUGCUGUGUCCAUGGAGAGUUGCAUUUUGCCAUUUAAAGUGCCCCCUUAAAAUUGCGACCAUUUUCAAUUUUGUUCAUUUUUUUGCUUUAAAAAUCAGCUGUUGAGCCAUUCUUGCAAACGUUUAGUUCAGCUUCAUUUGAGCAGUGACAUAUUUUUCCUAUUCUUUCGUACAUUACUAUAUUCCUACUUUUCCCCUGUUUGUACAUGUAGAUUGGUACUGUUGCUGUUUUACAAUUGAAGAUCACUUCAAUCGGGAAAUUUGCACACACACAGAAUUGAUAUAUUUUUAUAGUGUGGCCAAAUACCAGCACAUUUUGUGUAUGUUGCUUGAACCAAAUCUAGCAAAUGGCAUCAUUGGGCGGGCAGUUUGGGCCCUUUCAAUUUAAACUUCAUCAUGUCAUCUUACUUAAUUUAUUUGAUUCCUUUACUCAAUAAAAAAGUAUUAGUGAAAACGUGGAA